This is a messenger RNA of Penicillium paradoxum, 1605 nucleotides long. Its product is annotated as flavin-containing monooxygenase. The record is from RefSeq and is a predicted model, not a curated record. Gene Ontology annotation, molecular function: flavin adenine dinucleotide binding; NADP binding; N,N-dimethylaniline monooxygenase activity. Bases 1 to 1605 code for a protein of 534 amino acids. NCBI's taxonomy places the organism in Eukaryota, Fungi, Ascomycota, Eurotiomycetes, Eurotiales, Aspergillaceae. The transcript is spliced from 2 exons.
AUGGCGGUCAGCUUCGAUGCUAUCAUCGUUGGGGCAGGCUUUGGGGGUAUCUACAUGUGCAAGAAGCUCGUGGACCAAGGCCUAUCGGUCAAGUUGAUUGAGGCAGCGCCAGAUGUUGGAGGAACUUGGUAUUGGAAUCGGUACCCAGGGGCGAUGUCGGACACUCCCUCAUUUCUUUUUCGUUAUUCCUGGGAUCUUGACGAUCUUCGUCAGUACCCCUGGGCCCGGGAAUAUCUGAGGCAACCAGAGGUGCUCGCUUAUCUGCAGCAUGUGGUAAAGCGACAUGAUCUCCGCCGACAUAUGCAAUUUAACAACGAGAUGACAGGGGCUUCAUGGGAUGCAAGCCUUUCUCGCUGGACAGUUUCACUGUCCCCUGUAGCGGAGAGACCCCUCACCUGCCGCUUCCUCAUCAGUGCUCUCGGGCUGCUCUCCAAACAGAAUUAUCCGGACAUCCCCGGCUUGGACUCUUUCAGAGGUGAGAUGUACCAUAGUGGUAGCUGGCCUGCCUCGUACAAUUUCGCGAACAAGAAAGUCGGAAUCGUUGGCAGUGGAUCCACCGGCGUUCAAAUAAUCACCGCAUUGGCAGACGAGGUUGAACAACUGGUCUCAUUCCAACGGCACCCCCAAUACGUUGUGCCCGCAGCAGAUCGAGAGACAUCUGCCGAUUCUUGGUGUAGUAUUGCAUGGGAGCAAACUUGGCAACAGGUGAAAGGCAGCAUUUUGGGCUUUGGGUUUGAGGAGAGCGCCAUUCCUACUUUCAGUGUCAGUCCCGAGGAGCGCCAUAGGAUCUUCGAAGAAGCCUGGGCGAAGGGAAACGGCUUCUAUUUCAUGUUCGGCACUUUUUGUGAUAUCACCUAUAACGAACAAGCCAACAAAGAAGCCCAGGACUUUAUGAGGAGCAAAAUCCGCGAGAAGGUCAAGGAUCCAGCCAAGGCGGAGAAGCUCCUUCCAAAAGACUGGUUUGCCCGUCGACCACUCUGUGAUACAGGGUACUAUGAGAAGUUCAACAAAUCCAAUGUGGAUGUCGUCGAUAUCAACGCAAAUCCGAUAUCCGAGAUCACUCCCAAGGGCAUCCGGACCCAAGAUGGUGCCGAAUGGGAAUUUGAUGUUAUUAUUUUGGCGACCGGGUUUGAUGCUGUGGAUGGUAACUACAAACAUCUAUCGAUCACCGGUUCCCAGCGAACUCUGGAAGACACUUGGAGAGAAGGGCCAGAGUCAUACCUCGGUAUCUCGGUCUCCGGUUUCCCAAACCUGUUUAUGAUCACGGGUCCGAAUAGUCCAUUUACCAACCUGCCUCCUACAAUUGAAACUCAAGUUGAGUUCAUCUCCCAACUCAUCUUGGAAGCUAAUCAGUCCGCUUCAAGUAGCUCUCGGCAACCUUUGGUGGAGGCCGAACCCACGGCAGUUCUGGAAUGGACCCGAAUAUGCGACGAAUUAAGCAUCAAUAGUCUGUUCCGGAAGACGGAUUCUUGGAUCUUUGGUGCCAAUGUUAUCGGAAAGAAGCCAUCGGUUCUGUUCUACUUUGGUGGUCUUGCAAAUUAUCGGAGGACUUUGCAGAAUGUGAUGGAAAAUAACAACAGGGGAUUCAAGCCCUUUGGGAUCUGA